AUGUACUCCGCUCAGCAACCCAGCGCUGAUAAUGCGACAAUCAAUCCAGCUGCGCUCAGCUCACCUGUCAUAGGUCUGACGCAACAACCCCAACGCACACUGAAGCGCAGUCAUUCUCCUGGAGUUUACGGCGCGCCGCAGCUUGGCGAUGACGGUGAUACAAAACCACUUCGAAAGAAGGCAAGACCGAUGAAUAAACGAUCAACGGGGAGCAUUUCCGAGGCUCCCGGCCAGGCCGCCGGCUCGACCCUUCCUCAGACUAUUCCUCCACCGCAGACUCCCCAGUCUCAAGGCUCAGCGCUGCCGCAAACGAGCCCUGCCUAUACGCCGCAGACACAGAUGCCCCCAAAGACAACUCCGACAAAGUCAACACUGAAGGCUCUGCCCACUGUGCGAGACCACACGACCGACCAGCUCAAUCCGACUGGAGAUGAGUAUAUACCCCGUGAAAUUGAUGAGUUCGGAGAGAAGAAAGUCCAACUCAACGGUACGCUCAACGGAGGACGUGAAUACAAGUGCCGAACAUUCUUGGUCCCUAACCGCGGGGAUAAAUUGUUCAUGUUGGCUACCGAAUGUGCUAGGGUUUUGGGUUACCGUGAUUCGUACCUCUUAUUCAACAAGAACAGGUCUCUGUACAAGAUUAUCGCAAGCCAGGCUGAAAAGGAUGACUUGGUUGGGCAAGAAAUCCUCCCUUUCUCGUAUCGAUCCAGGCAGAUUGCCAUCGUCACCGCCAGGUCCAUGUUCCGACAGUUUGGAAGCCGUGUGAUUGUCAAUGGCCGCAGAGUUCGCGAUGACUAUUGGGAAACCAAGGCCCGGAAACAGGGAUUCACUGAGGCUGACCUUGCCGGUGAGAAGCGCCCCGGUGCUACGAAGGCGAGAGAGGCGGCCGAGGCCCAGCAGAACAACGUCUUGUUAGCUGGUCCCCAUCCAGAGAUUGUGUAUAGCAACAACCCAGGACCGUUCCCCGGCCCCCCGCAGCCGCACCUCGUUCAACCAGGUAUGAUCGGACCACCACCCGGAACCACGACAAGAAUGCCCGGAUUGACACUAGGAUCAGACCUAAGCGACUCCCGGCCGCGCGAUUAUUCCGGAAUUCUCAAAGGCGGACCUCGUCAGGAGAUCACCGGCCCUGCUUACCAAGACCAGACCCGUCCCUCGCCCCUCGGGGAGCUCAACGCCCAGGCCCAUCAUGCCGCAGAUUUCAACAGGUCAGUUAAUCAACAGCGGGAUAUGCGCAACGACUAUCUCCAAGGCGUUUGGCGACGCCCACAUGAACAGCCCCCCUCCAAUCUGACCCAGCAGCCUGUGGCCUCAGCCGACAGUUCCAACACGGCGACUAGUAGGCCUUCACACUCACCUCAUACUACGGCUACUGCCAUGUCGCAGCAGCCUGGAUUGGUUUCCACUCAGAGCCCUCAAAUGAUGAUGACCACUGCGCCCUACUCCCAGUCAAUCAGCGCGCAGAGCAGUCUCAGCCAAGCACCCAUGAGGGGUAUGGCUCAAUCACCCACGCAAUCAAUCAGACCAACACUUCCCGGUACAGGGGGCUCCAUGUCUCAGGGAACGCCUGGUUACAACUACCAAUCGGGUCAGAUGUGGCCGCAGACUCCACAGGCGCCCCAGCAUGGCUACGGCAGCUACACUGCUCAAUCCCAAGCACCUCACCCGUCGCAGUCGCCUUCGCAUCUCCGUCAAGGGAGCUCGGGCCAGAUGCAAAGUAUGCAGUUCCCUGGCAUGGCUGGUAUGCAGUAUGGUGCGGGUCAGAGCAUGUAUCCUGCAGAUCAAACGCCUCGCCAAUACAUGCCUCAAGGUGGCGCUGGUGGACCAUCAGUCUCUCAAGGCUGGUCCGGCCAGCAUUCACCAGCCCAGCAGUGGUGGACUCCAGGGCAGCAACCUCAAUAA
Fusarium mangiferae is the source of this 1902-nucleotide messenger RNA. RefSeq lists its product as uncharacterized. The coding region runs from base 1 to 1902 and encodes 633 amino acids. Lineage: Eukaryota; Fungi; Ascomycota; Sordariomycetes; Hypocreales; Nectriaceae. Gene Ontology annotation, cellular component: nucleus. The record is from RefSeq and is a predicted model, not a curated record. Gene Ontology annotation, molecular function: chromatin DNA binding. The transcript has 3 exons.